This is a messenger RNA of Eurytemora carolleeae, 575 nucleotides long. Its product is annotated as probable cinnamyl alcohol dehydrogenase. The record is from RefSeq and is a predicted model, not a curated record. Lineage: Eukaryota; Metazoa; Arthropoda; Copepoda; Calanoida; Temoridae. Gene Ontology annotation, molecular function: oxidoreductase activity, acting on the CH-OH group of donors, NAD or NADP as acceptor. The coding region runs from base 6 to 548 and encodes 180 amino acids. The transcript has 6 exons.
AAGGAAUGACCAUGACGUAUGAUACCGAUAUAAAACAUGGGCAUAUCAACACUGACUCGGGUUACACCUAUGGGGGGUACAGUGCCUCACAAACCGUCCAUCAAAGGUAUUUGGUUCGUAUCCCAGAGGGAUAUCCUUUGGAGUGUGCUGGGCCUAUCUUCUGUGCUGCUAUUACUAUGUAUUCUCCACUGGCGCAUUGGAAGGCUAAGUCUGGUGGGCUCAAGGUUGGAAUCAUUGGUAUUGGAGGUCUGGGGCAGAUGGGAGUCAGGCUCGCUAAAGCUAUGGGUAACGAGGUUACUGCUAUUUCUACCAGUCCUAACAAAGAGGAAGCUGCAAGGAAGAUCGGAGCUGACAGGUUUAUUGUAUCCUCUGAUCCUGAGAGUAUGAAGACUGGUGAGAAUUCUCUGGAUCUGAUUCUGAACACAGUUUCUGCUCAGCAUCAGCUUAAUGUUUACAUUCCUCUCCUGAAACGAGACGGAACUCUGGUUCAGCUUGGUUUAGUUCUGUCCGACCACCUUGUUCAACAGAUGCCCCUCAUGAUGAAGUAAAUAUCCUUUAUGUAUAUAUAUAUAUAU